Molecule: messenger RNA, 2430 nt
Organism: Poecilia latipinna (sailfin molly)
Lineage: Eukaryota; Metazoa; Chordata; Actinopteri; Cyprinodontiformes; Poeciliidae
Gene: aplnr2
Product: apelin receptor 2
Exons: 2
Coding region: 670-2010 (446 amino acids)
Biological process (GO): immune response; positive regulation of cytosolic calcium ion concentration; neutrophil chemotaxis
Cellular component (GO): membrane; external side of plasma membrane
Molecular function (GO): C-C chemokine receptor activity; C-C chemokine binding
Source: RefSeq, a predicted model, not a curated record
AUUGCAGAAUAAGGAAAAGUCUGCUUCAGUUUUCUUCUUUCCAUACUUGCUCAGACUUGAAAGAGAUGAUAAAGGAAGUACAGACGUUCUAUCCUAGAAAGCUUUAGCAAUUCUUAUUUUGGCCUCCACUUGUGUUCUUCCAGGUCAUUUUGCGCAGUUGGGUCAGAAAACUGACCUGUAGCCUGGCCACCGCACCUCACAGCAUCAUUUUCUCCAAUAAACCUGUACAUUACAUCACUCAGCUCCCGCUGGCACCUCCUCCAGAUAGAGUGCUCAAAGUUGUGCAUGGCUGACCGGAGCCACUCUGCAAACGCAUCUCGUUCCUUGCUGUCACCUUCUGGUUGGAGCUGAUUGAGAAGUUGGUGCUGCUGUAGGACCAAGGAGUGUUCAUCAAGCUGAUUAUUACCUACAUCCACCAGUAGAGAUGGACGCACAGAAGCUGGCCGUUUGGUGGAGUUGCUCGUCAGGGGGAUCAUGGGAUGGGGCUUAUUAACUGACCCGCCGCAGGAAGAAGACGGGACUGGCAUUACAAGAAGAGGCAGUACAAUACAAGUCAACACCCAGAGGACAGAACGGGAAACAGGAAACUCGUCCAGGCUCUCAAUCUCAACAGCCUUCAUUUAACAGAGUCGAAGUAAAUCAUGAUGCCUGGAUUUGUUUUAUAGAAAGAUGUCAGACUUCCCCACCUCCUCCACUCCCACUCCCGCUCCAGAUCACUGCGACUAUGGCGACUGGUAUCCCUCCUUCUCCAUCAUCCCGUCUAUCUACGUUCUGGCCUUCUUGGUGGGUUGCCUUGGUAACAGCUUGGUGCUCUGGGUGUACCUGCGUCAACCUGACGGGAUCAGGAUAGGAGACAAACCACAGUGUUGCUGCUGUUUCAGAGCCGAUCGCCAGCAUGCGCCUUCUUCUUGUGAAAGCGAACCAUCAGGACAGAGCCCCAGAGCUUCCUCUCAUUCCUUCACCUCUUCCUCGUGCCCUCCCUCCAUCCCUCGGCCCUCUUGCUCCCUCACAGAUUCUCUGAUAGCCAGUUUGGCAUUAGCUGACCUUUGCUUUCUUGUAACUCUCCCUCUUUGGGCUACCUACACGGCAAUGGGCUACCACUGGCCUUUUGGGCAACCCCUUUGCCAGAUCAGCAGCUUCCUCACCGCUCUCAACAUGUACGCCAGCGUAUUCAGUCUGAGCAUGCUCAGUGUGGAGCGGUACUGGAUCCUGACGGGACGCCGGCACUCCGGCCACCAGCCCUCACCGAGGUGUCCCAACAGGACGCUGUGGAUACUCGUAGCGGUGUGGGUGGUAGCGGCGGUCCUGGCUCUUCCUGGCUUGCUGCUGCGUUCCGUUGGGGAAGUGGAACUUGACCCCACGUCUGAAGAUGACCCUGGAUCUGUCGUCCUUUCCUGCCAGAUGAAUUACUCCAUGCUGGUUGGGGCAGAGCUUGAAGAGGCUGAAAAAGACAGGGCAGAAGUAUGGUGGGCUGCCGUGUUGAGCUUAAAGUCAACCCUAAUUGGCUUCCUGCUACCUCUUGUCAUCCUGCUCGUCUGCUACUGCUCAUUGGCUCCGCUGCUCAGCAGGCACUUUGGACAUGGCCCCCGUCCCGACCGCAGGCGCCAGCGCAGACUCCUCAGAGUUAUUGUCACUUUAGUGAUGGCCUUCUUCCUCUGCUGGAUGCCACUCAACGUCAACAAGACUGUCUUCAUCCUGCUGGAGUUGGGCAUCGUCCCGUACUCAUGUUCUCUAGACCAGGCUCUGCUGGCCGCUCAUCCGUACGCCACCUGUUUGGCUUACCUCAACUCCUGCCUGAACCCUCUGCUCUACGCCGCCUGUGACCCGGCAUUCAGGGAACGAUGCAGAGCAACUCUGCUCGUGUGGUGCGGGAUAUGCAGAAGAGAAGCAGAUGGAGACGGGAGGAAAGAAGAACUAGAGAAACAGCAGAGGAGCUCGACCUUUCCAGCAAGGACACAAGAGGAAAUAGAGGGAAGGACAGAAGAGGAAGAGGAAGAGGACAGGUUAUGAGAAGGAAAAGGAAUAAUAAACUCUUCAUAUUCAGUUCAAAAGCAGAAUAAAUUUGAAUCUAAAAAAAUAAAAGAGAAACUGAAUAUUUGUUGGACAUUGUUAGGUCUAGAAAAUUUCCAGCUGCCUGAGCAUUUGCUCUGUCCAGCUUGUGUGAGACUUUUACAGUUAACAUCCAGAAAUGGGAAUGUUCAUCAGUAUUUUCCCACAGGGUACAAUGGAGAUGUUUCCCAUAGGAAAAUGCACAUGCUUCCUAAAUUAUUUGAGGCAGAAAUAAUCUGGGGUCAGAUAAAAGCUUCUCAUGAUAUGUGUUAUGUGAUACAUUCAGGAUGUACUUUGGUUUGUGUUGCACUACUGUUUUAGACGUUUCUCUGUUUAUUUUUCUUUAUGACAACAAUAAAUAAUAAAAGGCCACAUCAUAUU